Molecule: messenger RNA, 1718 nt
Organism: Ostrinia furnacalis (Asian corn borer)
Lineage: Eukaryota; Metazoa; Arthropoda; Insecta; Lepidoptera; Crambidae
Gene: shps
Product: putative monoamine oxidase sheepish
Exons: 1
Coding region: 45-1718 (557 amino acids)
Molecular function (GO): oxidoreductase activity
Source: RefSeq, a predicted model, not a curated record
UGUUAGUCGUCCACAAUUUUGAUGGAACAAUAAAAAAUUCACAUAUGGUUAAAAAAUUAGAAAAACCGUUCAGAAAAGGUAGAGGACAGUCGAACCAUAUCCAAGCGGACGUCAUCAUACUGGGAUGUAGCCUCCCGGGCAUCGUCACCGCCCACAAGCUCAAGAGGAAGUUUGGCAACACCAUGGACAUUGUAGUUCUUGACAUGGCGGAAACCUCCAGGCUGGUUUCCAAGUGCAACGUUGCUUUCUUCACAGACCACGACGAUGACGCCGAAUCUGACAACCCCGAAACUGGCAUCGACGACGACGAGGACGACGACGAGGCUAAGGUAACAGACAACGUCGCACGACAUUACAUUACAAAAUACGCUAGAGACCUAAACAUCCCUAUUCCCGAGGCCAUCAUCGAACCAGUCCGGAUAAAGUCACCCCUCAACAAACUUUUCCAACACACCAACGGUAGCACUGUGGAAUUUUCCAAGGACUUUCACAACUUCGAUUAUUUAGGAUUCAUAGAGAAGUUCGAACUGAAUCAGUAUCAAUCAUUACUAGACCACAGCAUGAGAGACAUGUUUCACACAAGAGAAGCCACGGAUGCCGACAGAAAAAAACUUUUGUAUUAUGACCAGACCACAAUGGAACAGCAUCUAUGCAGCGCUCUUAUCUUUUCUACAUCGCGUGACAUCAUGAGGACAACUGUGAGAGUGGUAUGUGGGGCGCCGGCUGACAGUAUCUCGGUUUUAUUCUAUUUGCAUCAAUGUUAUCGAACCAACAGCUGCAGGAAUCAUCUCGAUGGCGAUAAUACGAGAUUCCGCGAAAAACUUUUAGGAUACUGCAGAAAACGUUUGACAAAUCAACUCCAACGGAGUAUCGGGGACAUUAUCCUAUCAUCCAAUCCUAUCAAAGAAAUCAGUACAUAUUCUGAUGAACUCGUCAUACUGAAAACAAUGAAAGGCGGGACCAAUUACGUCUGUAACCUCCUCGCUAUGGCAUUGCGACCUGAUGAGCUUCACAAAAUUAGAGUCGAAGAUCAAUUGUUAGCGAGGAAAGAUGCUGAUAUCACUAGUGCUAUGAGACCUGGACGAGCUAAAAAGUUUGUUGUGCAAUACGAAAAUAACUUUUGGGAAGCCCAAGGAUACAGCGGUGACAUUUUGAGCAUACGCGGUCCCAUAAUCUGGGCUAUGGAAAGACCCAAGUUUUCUACGACAGGUAGCUUAUCGCGUUAUGCGACUUUGACAGGAUACAUGAUGGUCAGGGAUAAGGCUGACGCUGAUGAUUCUAAGGUAGCUGUUCUGGAACAACUCGUGAAGCUGUUUGGAGAGGAAGCAGCGUCUCCGGUUAGUUAUACGGAGACAGACAUCGCUGAUAUCUUUGUGCCUCGAUGUGGUGAUUACGUGGCGUUGCGCAAGCUGACCGGGCAGGUCACUAGGAGGUACUUGGAGUGGGGUGCUCUAGAUGUGUUUGCCGAAGGAGAUGUAGCUGCAGCGUUGGAAGCAGGUCACACAACGUACCUGCAUUUGCUGAGCUGCCUCCGACCUCAGGCUCAGACUUAUGAAGACCUGAGCUCUUCUGAAUGGCCUAUCACUCUGAGCGCCAGUCCCUUGGAACGUUGGUUCUCCCAAAUUAAUUACAAAUCGAGUAUGCGCUUUGCUUUUUACACGACCGUCAUUUACCUUGGUGUGAAACUGGUGCAAUCUUAUAUUCGAAAAUCAGGAUGA